This is a messenger RNA of Jatropha curcas, 1321 nucleotides long. RefSeq names its product thylakoid lumen 18.3 kDa protein (gene TLP18.3). Lineage: Eukaryota; Viridiplantae; Streptophyta; Magnoliopsida; Malpighiales; Euphorbiaceae. The record is from RefSeq and is a predicted model, not a curated record.
ACAAACCACCCAAUACCGUAAACCAAAGAAGAUCCAGAAACUGAUAUCAUAGAAAAAAACAGACUCUGUAUCUCUCUUCCUCUGUCCACCAUUACUGAUCUGUUGCUCUCUUCCCAUGGAAACCUUACUUUCCUCUCACUCUCUAUCUCCUCUCUUUAACCCAAAAUCUUCCUUCGCAAAAACCCAUUUGCCACCUCAACUCCAAUCAAGACCAAACUCACUCUCUCUUUCUAAAACCAUCACUUGUAGCUUAAAGAAACAAAAUCCACAAUCUUGCACACCAUUUUUGCAAAUACCAAGGAAUUGGGUCACUCAUGCCCAACAAGGACUCACAGCUUUAGCUAUCUCUUUGGCACUUAACUUUAGCCCACUAUUGUACACUGGCAAUGGACUAGCAUCUGAAUUUGAUGUCAUCAAUGAAGGCCCACCAAAGGACUCCUACGUUGUUGAUGAUGCCGGUGUGCUUAGUAAAGUGACUAAAUCUGAUUUGAAGCAGCUUUUAUCGGACCUGGAGGCUAGAAAGAAUUUCAAGAUUAAUUUCGUCACUGUCAGAAAGCUUACUAGCAAAGCUGAUGCUUUUGAGUAUGCUGACCAAAUUCUAGAGAAAUGGUAUCCAACUGUUGAAGAGGGAAACAAUAAGGGAAUUGUUGUUCUUGUAACUAGUCAAAAGGAAGGAGCAGUAACAGGAGGCCCUGCAUUUGUCCAAGCUGUUGGAGAAAGUGUUCUUGACUCCACUGUCUCAGAGAAUCUGCCUGUAUUGGCAACAGAAGAGAAGUACAAUGAAGCAGUGGUUACUAGUGCUAAAAGGUUAGCCGCUGCCAUUGAUGGGCUUCCUGAUCCUGGUGGCCCUAAGUUCAUGGACAAUAAGCGAGAAUCUAACUUCAAAACCAGGGAAGAGACAGAAGAGAAGAGGGGACAAUUCGCUCUAGUGGUUGGAGGUCUAUUGGUGAUUGCUUUUGUGGUUCCGAUGGCACAAUACUAUGCUUAUGUUUCCAGGAAAUAGUUUUUUGCAGAGAGCAUGAAGCUGCAGAUUAAAAAGUUUAGCAGCUUGAUUAUGCCCACUGACACAUCCAAGGUCAUCAAGCUUUGAUGGAUCAGUUCCGAAUUUGGCAACAUUUUGAGGCAAGCAUCCAAGAGGACCUGUGUUGUGUAUCCAAAACUUUCUUGCUCCUUGAUCAUAUAAUUUCUGCAGCAAGAAAAGGCAAAGCCAACUAAAUAUCAAACAGUUGAGAAUUUGAUGUUUUCUUCCUUCCAAUAUAAGACACUAAUUAAAGAGAAGAUAUUAAGUGUUAAUGAAGCAAACCUUGAUUCCAGCUUCAAA